Molecule: messenger RNA, 2112 nt
Organism: Lodderomyces margitis
Lineage: Eukaryota; Fungi; Ascomycota; Pichiomycetes; Serinales; Debaryomycetaceae
Gene: GSY1
Product: glycogen (starch) synthase
Exons: 1
Coding region: 1-2112 (703 amino acids)
Biological process (GO): glycogen biosynthetic process
Cellular component (GO): cytoplasm
Molecular function (GO): alpha-1,4-glucan glucosyltransferase (UDP-glucose donor) activity
Source: RefSeq, a predicted model, not a curated record
AUGACUAGAGACAUUACAAAUCACUUGCUUUUCGAAGUUGCCACUGAGGUCGCUCACAAGGUUGGAGGUAUUUACUCAGUUUUAAAAUCAAAAGCCCCUAUUACAGUGGCUGAAUAUAGGGAGCGCUACACAUUAAUUGGACCUUUAAAUUACCAUUCAGCCCAAAUUGAAGUGGAGGAGUUACCUGUCAAAGACCCCUUGAUCAAACAAACUUUGGAUUCAAUGUCUUCCAAAGGCGUCCGCUGGUUAUACGGAAGGUGGUUAAUCGAAGGGGCACCAAGAGUCUUACUUUUUGACAUUUGGUCUGCUGGACAUUUCCUUAACGAAUGGAAAGCAGACUUGUGGAAUAUUGCCGGAAUCCCUACCCCCGACCACGAUCUGGAAACAAGCGAAGCAAUUUUAUUGGGGUACUUGGUUGCUUGGUUCUUGGGUGAAUUGGUUUAUAAUGACCGUGAUAGAGCUGUUAUUGCUCAUUUCCAUGAAUGGUUGGCCGGUAUCGCCUUGCCCUUGUGUCGUAAAAGAAGAAUUGAUGUUACCACAAUCUUUACCACCCACGCUACUUUGUUGGGAAGAUAUCUCUGUGCCGGAUCCACCGAUUUUUACAACAACUUGGCCAAUUUUGACGUUGAUGCAGAAGCAGGAAAACGAGGAAUCUACCACCGUUAUUGUAUCGAAAGAUCAGCCACCCAUUCAGCCGACGUAUUCACCACCGUUUCUCACAUCACUGCUUUUGAAAGUGAACAUUUGUUGAAGAGGAAACCUGACGGAGUUUUACCAAACGGUUUAAACGUUGUUAAAUUUCAAGCUGUUCACGAAUUUCAAAACUUGCAUGCCGUGAAGAAAGAGAAAAUCAACGAGUUUAUCAAGGGCCAUUUCUAUGGGAACUACGACUUUGAUUUGGAAAAUACAUUGUACUUUUUCAUUGCUGGUAGAUAUGAAUUCAGAAAUAAAGGAUGCGAUUUCUUUAUUGAAAGUUUGGCAAGAUUAAACCAUCGGUUGAAGGAGAGUGGCUCAAAGAUGACGGUUGUUGCUUUUAUUAUCAUGCCUGGAAAGACGCAGUCCUACACGGUUGAAACCUUGAAGGGACAAGCUGUAGUUAAACAGUUAGAAUCAACCAUUGAAGAAGUUCAAAAGAAAGUUGGUGAACGUUUGUUUGAACAUUGUGCAAGGUAUCCUAAUUCAGAACACGCAGCAGGAAAGUCAAACGAAGUGCCUUCAAUAGACGAGUUAAUCAAACCUGCUGAUCGAGUGUUGUUAAAGAGAAGAAUAUAUGCCUUGAAGAGAGAAGGCUUGCCACCAAUAGUCACCCACAACAUGAUUGAUGAUAACACCGACCCAAUUUUAAAUCAAAUUAGACGUGUGCAAUUAUUCAACCGCCCAGAAGACAGAGUCAAAAUCAUCUUUCAUCCAGAAUUUCUCAAUGCCAACAACCCAAUUUUAUCGUUGGAUUACGAUGAGUUUGUACGUGGCUGUCAUUUAGGUGUUUUCCCCUCUUAUUAUGAGCCAUGGGGCUACACCCCUGCUGAAUGUACCGUGAUGGGUAUUCCUUCAAUAACUACAAAUCUCUCGGGAUUCGGAUGUUAUAUGGAAGACUUAAUUGAAAACACAAGCGACUAUGGAAUUUACAUUGUUGACCGGAGAAUGAAGUCAGUAGAUGAAUCAAUUGACCAAUUAACAGGAUACAUGUUUGAUUUCUGUGAGAAAACUAGGAGACAGAGAAUUAAUCAAAGAAAUAGAACAGAGAGGUUGAGUGAUUUAUUGGACUGGAAGCGGAUGGGAUUGGAGUACAUCAAGGCCCGUCAAUUGAGUUUGAAGAGAGCUUAUCCUGACAAGUUCAAAAAUGGUGCUAACCCAUUUAACAACUCAUCCAAUUUGAAGUUGACCAGACCACUUUCAGUUCCCGGAUCACCAAGAUCAAAGAUUGGAUUAAUGACCCCAGGUGACUUGGGGAGUUUACAAGAAGCGCAAGAGGGUUUGGAUACAGCUGACUACGUGGGAUUCAAAUUAGGUUUGGGUGCGAAUGAUGACGACAAUGAAGUUGGGGAUGAUGACCAACAUUAUCCUUUAACUUUGAGAGGAAAUUCAAUUCCACCGGAGGAUAAGGUGGAAUAA